AUGUCCAAACCCUGGGGCAAUAUCGGAGCCUGGGCCGCCGAUUCCGAGCGGGCCGAGGCCGAGGAGCGAGAGGCCCAGGCUGCGGCCGCUGCCGCCGAGACCCAAAACUUCCCCAGCCUCAAGGAGGCAGUGAACUCUAAGCCUAAGAAGAAGAAGGGAACCACCAUCACGCUCUCUGAGUUCAACCGAGGCGGUUUUGCCUCUGGUGGGGAGCACCAGGGUCUGACGCGCGAUGAGUUGAUGGCGCUCCCUACCGGCCCCAAGGAACGUUCCCCCGAGGAAAUGCAGUUCAAUCGUCUCGGGGGAGGUUUCUCCUCAUACGACCGUUCCGGCGGUCGCUCGCGCGACCGGGACGGCGGAAACAACGACGGCUCCUGGGGCGGAGGAGGGAGAAGAUCGUACGGCGGAUUCGACGAGGAACGCAGGGGUCCGAAUCCUAGGGUUUCGGAACUCGAUCAGCCUUCCAGGGCUGAUGAGGUCGACAAUUGGGCGUCCGUGAAGAAAUCUGUGCCCGCGUUUGAUUCUGGCCGGCAGAAUCGCUACGGUGGCGGUGGUGGCGGCGGUUUUGGCGGCGGCGGUGGCGGUUUUGGUACCGGUGGUGGUGGUUUUGGUGGUGCGUCCAGGGCUGAUGGUGUGGAUAAUUGGGCGGUUGGUAAGAAGCCUGUUCCGGUUAGAUCUUCCAAUUUUGGUUCUGGUUUUCGUGAUUCCGGCGUGGAGCCUGAUCGGUGGACAAGAGGUGGUCCACCGCGUGAGACGGAGCGGAUGGAGCGUCCGAGACUGGUGUUGGAUCCGCCGAGGGGUGAUGGUUUGAUGAAUGAGGCUCCUGUGAAGGCUACAAACAAGGGUAAUCCGUUCGGUGCGGCGAGGCCCAGGGAGGAGGUAUUGGCUGAGAAGGGAUUGGAUUGGAAGAAGAUGGAUUCAGAGAUUGAGGCGAAGAAGACGAGCCGGCCCACGAGCUCUCACUCUAGCAGGCCUUCCAGUGCUCAGUCCAAUCGCUCUGAGGGUCCCGGGUUGCAGGGGGUGGAUGUUGUGCAGAAAUCGAGGCCCAAGAUGAAUCCAUUUGGGGAUGCCAAGCCUAGGGAGGUUCUGCUGGGUGAGCGAGGCAUGGAUUGGAGGAAAAUUGAUCUUGAAUUGGAGCAUCGCGCUGUUGACAGAUUGGUCUCUAUGUUUUUGUUUGGUGCGUCUGGUGGCAACUCAUAUGGGUUGGAUGCAAGUUGCCAGAGGUGCAAUGUUAGGGUUCCACUGGUACUGGAGUCCCUUGAGGAGUUGAUGUUGAUGGUGAAAGGCAUCAGUUGGCCUGAGACAAUGGAGGAAAAAUUAUUAAAAGAAGAAAUUGAUAAUUUGAAAAAGGAACUUGGGAAGGAGUCUCCAAUAAAUUCAAACAAGGAAUCUGUGGAUGAGGCUGAUGGAGACCAAACCAGUACACAUGAAAUACUACGACAGAAAGAAAAGGAGCUGGAACUUCUUGUCCGUGAUUUGGAUGACAAAGUACGAUUUGGGCAGAAAGCCGUUGAAAGGCCGGGUUCUUCGGCAGGAAAGUCUUCUGGUUUGUCUGAUAGGCCACCUUCUAGAUCUGGCUCUUUUGAGGACUCCAGAAGUGUAGAUUAUACAGACAGACCUCGAUCUCGUGGUACAGGAGAUAUGUGGGCACGUCCUAGUGAUGACAGAAGACAGUUUCAAGGUAGCAGGGAAAGGGGGUGGUUUUCUGGCAGCAGAGAUUUGAAUAGGUCAAAUUCAAGAGAGAGAUGGUGA
Messenger RNA from Sphenostylis stenocarpa, 1752 nucleotides. Lineage: Eukaryota; Viridiplantae; Streptophyta; Magnoliopsida; Fabales; Fabaceae. The record is from the annotation of a GenBank genome assembly.